Molecule: messenger RNA, 576 nt
Organism: Plasmodium malariae
Lineage: Eukaryota; Apicomplexa; Aconoidasida; Haemosporida; Plasmodiidae
Gene: SAR1
Product: small GTP-binding protein sar1, putative
Exons: 3
Coding region: 1-576 (191 amino acids)
Biological process (GO): membrane organization; vesicle organization; intracellular protein transport
Cellular component (GO): endoplasmic reticulum exit site; COPII vesicle coat
Molecular function (GO): GTPase activity; GTP binding
Source: RefSeq, a predicted model, not a curated record
AUGUUUAUCAUAAAUUGGUUUAGAGAUAUUUUAGCACAUUUAGGAUUAUCACAAAAGAGUGCAAGAAUUUUAUUUUUAGGCCUAGAUAAUGCCGGUAAGACAACGUUACUGCACAUGUUAAAGGAUGAUAGAGUCGCUCAACACGUUCCGACUCUACAUCCACAUUCUGAAGAAUUAGUUGUUGGUAAAAUAAGAUUUAAAACAUUUGAUUUGGGUGGACAUGAAACGGCAAGGAGAAUAUGGAGAGAUUAUUUUGCAGCAGUGGAUGCUGUUGUAUUUAUGAUUGAUACAACUGAUAGAUCAAGAUUUAGUGAAGCUAGAGAAGAAUUAAAACAUUUAUUAGAAACAGAAGAGUUAAGUAAUGUACCAUUUGUUGUUUUAGGGAAUAAAAUUGAUAAACCUGAUGCAGCAAGUGAAGAUGAAUUAAGGCAACACUUAAAUUUAUUUUCGAAUGUAACUGUUAAUAAUAUGAAAGGAAAUUCAGGAGUAAGACCCGUAGAGUUAUUUAUGUGCAGUGUUAUAAGAAGGAUGGGCUAUGCUGCUGCCUUUAAAUGGAUAUCGCAGUUUCUAACGUAA